UUCCCUAUCAGCAAAAUCCCUACACCCCUGGGAGCAGCUCCAGCGUCAUCCAGUGCUACCGCUGUGGGGACACCUGCAAGGGCGAGGUGGUGCGCGUCCAGAGCAAUCACUUCCACAUCCGCUGCUUCACCUGCCAAGUGUGCGGCUGCGACCUGGCCCAGUCGGGCUUCUUCUUUAAGAACCAGGAGUACAUCUGCACCCACGACUACCAGCAGCUCUACGGGACCCGUUGCGACAGCUGCGGGGACUUCAUCACCGGAGAGGUCAUCUCCGCCCUGGGGAGGACCUACCACCCCAAGUGCUUUGUCUGCAGCACCUGCAGGAAGCCAUUCCCGAUUGGAGACAAGGUCACAUUCAGCGGGAAGGACUGUGUCUGCCAAAACUGCUCCCACUCUCUCAUCAGCACCAAACCCAUCAAGAUUCACGGGCCCAGCCACUGCGCAGGCUGCAAGGAGGAGAUCAAGCAAGGCCAGUCUCUCCUGGCCCUGGAGAAGCAGUGGCACGUCAGCUGCUUCAAGUGCCAAACGUGCGGGAUCAUCCUCACUGGCGAGUACAUCAGCAAGGAUGGCAUCCCGUACUGCGAGUCCGACUACCAUGCCCAGUUUGGCAUCAAGUGUGAGACCUGCGACCGGUACAUCAGCGGCAGGGUCCUGGAGGCGGGAGGAAAGCACUACCACCCCACCUGUGCCAGAUGUGUCCGCUGCCACCAGAUGUUCACAGAAGGAGAGGAGAUGUACCUCACAGGCUCUGAAGUUUGGCACCCCAUCUGCAAGCAGGCAGCCAGAGCAGAGAAGAAGCUAAAGCAUAGAAGGACGUCAGAAACCUCCAUCUCACCUCCCGGGUCCAGUAUCGGCUCCCCAAACCGCGUCAUCUGCGCUAAAGUGGAUAAUGAGAUCCUUAAUUACAAAGACCUGGCAGCUCUUCCCAAGAUUAAAGCCAUCUACGAAGUGCAGCGUCCUGACCUCAUUUCCUACGAGCCCUACCACAGAUACACGUCGGAUGAGAUGCUGGAGAGAUAUAGCUAUGGGGAGUCCCUGGGGACCCUCUCCCCGUACUCACAGGACAUCUACGAGAGCUUUGACACGCAGCAGAGGCGAGCCUCCAGCCCUGGCUACAUCGACUCCACCACCCACAGCCGCCAGGGCAUGUCCCCCACCAUCCCGAGGUCCCCCCACCAUUUCUACCGCUCAGGCACCGAGAGCGGGCGCAGCUCCCCCUACUAUAGCCAGUUAGAUGUGAGGUCCUCCACUCCAACCUCAUACCAAGCGCCCAAGCAUUUCCACAUCCCAGCUGCUGGCGAGAGUAACAUCUACCGGAAGCCUCCCAUCUAUAAGCGACACGACAACCUCCCUGCAGCCACAAAAAGCAAAACCAGUGAAGACAUUGCACAGUCGUCCAAGUACAGCCCUGCCUACUCCCCGGACCCAUACUACCACUCUGAGUCAGAGUACUGGUCCUUCCAAGGCUCCCCCAAAGCCCCUCGGGCCCGGAGGUUCUCGUCGGGAGGUGAGGAGGACGGGUACGACCGGGGCAUGCACAAGAUCCAGAGUGGCAUUGGCAGGGUGAUCCUGAGGGAGGACCACUCCUACGCAGCCCCCUGGACGCCGCCUCGCAGCUCGGCCAGCAGCAGAGAAGCCCUACACACGGCUGGCUACGAGGGCUCCCUCAAUGGCUCUCCCCGGACGCACUACCUGGCCGACAGUGAUCCCCUCAUUUCAAAGUCAGCCUCCCUCCCUGCCUACAGGAGGAACGGGCUGCACAGGCCUCCCAGUGCCGAGCUGUUCCACUACGACAGCACAAACGCCGUUAACUGGGGGAUGCGAGAGUACAAGAUAUACCCCUACGAGCUUCUCCUGGUGAAGACAAGGGGGAGGAACCAGCUGCCCAAAGAUGUGGACAGGACUCGGUUAGAGCGCCACCUCUCCCAGGAGGAGUUCUACCAGAUCUUUGGCAUGACCAUCGCCGAGUUCGACCGACUGGCCCUCUGGAAGAGGAACGAGCUGAAGAAGCAGGCCCGGCUGUUUUAAAUGCAGUGCACUAUAAAUAUAUACAUACCUAUAAAUAUAUACAUAGAUCUCUAUAUUGCAGCUCUGUAUGAUUCUCAGUGCUGUACGUGGCGGAGACAUCCACCCUCUUGCACCUGAGAGUGAACUGGAG
Messenger RNA from Tauraco erythrolophus (red-crested turaco), 2157 nucleotides. NCBI's taxonomy places the organism in Eukaryota, Metazoa, Chordata, Aves, Musophagiformes, Musophagidae. The record is from RefSeq and is a predicted model, not a curated record.